AUGACUAUAAAAGCUGUCUGCGCUUUGCUUGAGCAUCCCGUUAGCGUGAAUACUGUCGACUAUACAGAUCGAGGUCCACUGGACGAAGCCAGGCUUCGUGGGUUCAAUGAGCUUUAUUUGUUGCUGAAACAGUACGCCCGCAUUCGGCCCGGUUCGCAGGUCAACAUCAAAUCUGAUACCAACAGCCCUUGCGACGGUGUUCGCAGAGACGUUCAGACGAGGCGAGAGAAUGAAGAAGAAGAAGAGGAGGAGGAUGAAGAGGAGGACAACGAGGGCGACGGCGAUGAAGGCGAUGACGGCGAUGACGGCGAGGGCGAGGGCGAGGGCGAGGACGGGGAGAAGCCGGAGCCGGGUACAGGAGCAGGCGCAGAUGCGGAGCCAGAAGCGGAAGCGGAAGCGAAAGCGGAAGCCAAGGUGGAUGUGGAGGUGGAGGUAGAGAUGGAGAUGGAGAUGGAGAUGGAGGAGGAGGAUGAAGAAGAGGUGGAGGUGGAGGAGAGUAAAGAGGAGUCUCGAGAUGACGGUCAGUGUAGGUUUGUAAAGUGCGAGACGAGGGAAGAAAGGAAGAUAAACGCGAUGUUGGAGCGUGUAGCAAAAGGAGAAGAGUCGUUUGUGGUAGCGGCUGAUGACGAGGCGUGUCAUUCGGCAGAUGCCGUCGACUGGCAACCGUUGAGGCAAUUCACGUGGUUGUCGUCUCGUCUGCGACUGGCAGAAGCUGGUGCCUUUGAAGAGUCUUUUUGUCAGAAGACACACUCCGACAACUGGAGGAGGACUGGCAGGAGUGACGAGACAGGAGUGACGAGUUGUGUCGCCGAGUUGCAACCGUCCCAGAGCUGUGCAUUGGAGCCAGAUGCGCGGUUGCUAGGAGCAAAUGUGUUGCCUCAGAUGGACUUUGAGUGGCCGCGGUGCGACGGAGUCUGCGUCGCCUACGUCGGCAGAACGGAAGACGACGCCCGACAAGUCGGAGGGUACAGGCCGGCAGAAACGAAACCAACUGGCGAUGCCAACGGCGGCGGGCAGAUGAGUCCGUGUGCUCCGGUUCGGCCAAAUGCCGACCGGCAGACUCACGAGGAUGGAGAAGAGAUCAUCUAUUCUUCGUACACCAACGACUCGAAGCAGACGACGUUUGAUCAAACGGUGAGCUCAAAAGCGCUAUAGCUUGCAUAUGAAAUGUAUUUUUCCUGUUUCGUUAAGCGUGAUCGGGGCUUGUUUCCUAGUCUGCUUAGUCUCACCUCCACCUGGUCCACCACCAACGGCUCCGCAGCGGUCAUGCCGAUCAACCUGCCGGCGGAAGCGGAUCGUCAUUCGCCUCUGCCACCGCCGCCGCCGCCGCCGCUGUCUGGAAGUCGUCUUGCUCUGCCGCCGAUAGGAUUUCUGUCUUCACAGUUUCCGUGUCUUGUCGCCCAGGCCCAGGUCACCGCCGAGCCUGCAAGGCCCAACUAUCCGCUCGAGCCGCGCAACAUCAACCCUUCCGGCUGGACGACGCCCAGCUGGUCGCCUGGCAACUCGCAGUUCUACUUGGGCCAGAAUGACACAAACCAGCCGUACACAGCCGAUACAGCCUCAUUGUAUCCGAGCCAGCUGGCGCCAAUCACUACAGCGACGGUGCAUUUUGAAGGCCGGACAAGCGGACAAUGCCAGUUGAGACAGACAGUCAGACAGACUGACACUCGGCGGUCGGAGGCACAGACUAGUUGGCAACAAGUGGCCGGCCGAUUCGGUGCUCGGCAUCCCAUCUCUGCGAAACCGACCCCAUCUUGUCGAAACCGAGAACCAGUUGAUCCGGAACAAGGCACUGUUAAUCCCGUAAGUGGAUCUGUUUGUCUGUCUGUCUGUCUGUCAUUGUUUGCAUAA
Protopolystoma xenopodis is the source of this 1851-nucleotide messenger RNA. The record is from the annotation of a GenBank genome assembly. NCBI's taxonomy places the organism in Eukaryota, Metazoa, Platyhelminthes, Monogenea, Polystomatidea, Polystomatidae.